Dictyostelium purpureum is the source of this 407-nucleotide messenger RNA. RefSeq lists its product as uncharacterized. NCBI's taxonomy places the organism in Eukaryota, Evosea, Eumycetozoa, Dictyosteliales, Dictyosteliaceae. The record is from RefSeq and is a predicted model, not a curated record. The annotation marks the transcript as partial. The transcript has 4 exons.
UGAAAUUAUUACUUGCUUUCCUUGUAAUUUUACUUACAUUCUCUGCUUUUGUUUCUGCUGAAGAGGCUUACUUUGCUUUUAAAACACAUCAAAGCGAUCAUGACUUUGUAUUCAAAUUAACUGACCCAAAGAAAAUUAAAAUGGCAAGGGACAUUUUAUCAGGAGAGGAAAAAAAUGAAGUACACGUAUUGGGAAGAAUUAAAAAGACUGGUAAAGACUAUAACCCACAUUACAGCUUCCAUUUAGAUCCAGAUCAAACUUCCUUUUUCCAAAUGGCUAUUGAAGUAUGUGACGCUAACCUUCAAUACGUUGAAGAUCAUCUUGAUGAGGCUUGUGGUGCUUUCUUACCAGGUUGUAUCUUCUGCCCAUGGUCAAGUAAAUUAACCAGAGAAGUUAAACUUCAUUAA